Molecule: messenger RNA, 1933 nt
Organism: Drosophila subobscura
Lineage: Eukaryota; Metazoa; Arthropoda; Insecta; Diptera; Drosophilidae
Product: nitric oxide-associated protein 1
Exons: 1
Coding region: 32-1915 (627 amino acids)
Molecular function (GO): GTP binding
Source: RefSeq, a predicted model, not a curated record
UGGGACAGUGUGCAAAUGGAUAAAAACAAAAAUGUUAAAAAACUCGCGAUUAUUUAAGAUUAUUAAUAAUAAUGUACCUUUAAGAUGGACGCGACUGCACAAUUCGGCUACCGAUGACACACUGAGCUUCCGCCAAAAGGCAUGGCUAACGGCCAGGGAACGUUACAAAAAACACGAGCACGUUUAUUACAGCUCUGUCUUGGAGACCAAAUGGAAGUCAUCUAACCCGCCUGCUGCAAUCAACUCACAGUUUCCCCACGAUUGGAUGGACGACUACGAGUUCUACGAGGGAUCCAAGACUUCAGAUUCCAAGCACGGCACCCCAGACGCCUCAAUACCCCCCUCAACAGUUCCGUGCAGCGGGUGUGGAGCACUUUUGCACUGCUCUAAUAUCUCCAUGCCCGGCUACAUACCCAGCGAGAUAUUCAAUGGUCGGUCGCAGCAGGAGUUGAGAACCAUCACCUGCCAAAGAUGCCAUUUCCUGAAUCAUUACAACAUUGCCUUGGAUGUAGAUGUACCACCGUCCUCCUAUGUGGAUACAAUUUCGCGCAUACAAGACCAGUUUGCCCUGGCAGUCGUACUGGUGGACCUUCUGGACUUUCCCAGCUCUAUUUGGCCCGGCAUGCAGCACGUUCUCGGGACGAAGCGCCCUGUCUUCCUGGUAGGAAAUAAGGUGGAUCUCCUGCCACGCGACUGCAACAGCUACCUGACUCAUGUGAAGCAUUGCUUGCAGCAUGAGUUCGUCCAGCACGGUGGCGGCGACGGGCUCAACAUAAAAAAUGUCAGUCUAAUAUCGGCCAAGACAGGCUACGGCAUUGAGGAGCUGAUCACUCAGCUGCACAAGACCUGGGCGUACAAGGGAAAUGUGUAUCUGCUGGGAUGCACGAAUGUGGGCAAGAGUUCGCUUUUUAACAUCUUGCUCAACUCGGACUACUGCCGCCCGGAGGCCAGUGAGCUUGUGCGCAAGGCCACGACCUGCCCCUGGCCAGGAACAACCCUACAACUGCUGAGAUUCCCCAUCUUCCGACCAUCUAACAGCCGAGUCUAUCAGCGCUUCAAACGCUUAUUCUCAGAACGUGGCGAAAGGGCCGCCCUGGAUAAACUGCGUCGGGAUCAGGCCCAAAAAACCGGAGCUGUUGCAGCCGCUCAGCCAUUUUCUCAAGUGGGACGCAGCUUCGAUCGCCUUGAGGUGGUCAAUGACUCGUUCUCGAUGGCAGCUGGCACCCAGCCCAUAACCACCUUAAACGAGCGUGGGGCAGAGUAUCGGGACGCUCGCUGGGUGUACGACACACCAGGAGUGAUGCAUCCCGAUCAAUUGACUCAUCUUCUAACAGCCGAGGAGCUCGCACAGUUGCAGCCAACAUCAAUGAUUCGCCCCAGAGCUUUUCGCCUGCGACCCGAGAUGAGUUUGCUGCUUGGAGGCUUGGCCCGCAUAGAUAUAUUGGAUCUCUCCGGGUAUGAAAAGCAAUACGAUUGGCUUAAGGUUUUUGUUUUCGCCUCACAGAACCUUCCUGUGAUGAUAGCAGACACCCUAAAAGCAGAAGCAGUAUAUAAGCGCUAUCUGGGAACUCCCUUUCUUGGUAUUCCGUCGGCUAGCGGGGAUUUAGAGGUUCGAUUGAAACGCUGGCCAGGCCUUCAAUGCAAAGAUCAAGAUAUUGUUGUUAGCAACAACAAUAGCAACAGCGGCGGAAAUGAGGCCAGGCUGAAUUGUGAUAUUACACUUAGCUCCGCAGGAUGGUUGGGCCUACUCUUGCCCGAUAACAGCGAGUGCAGUCUUCGGGUGUGGACGCCACACUCAGCGGGCAUAUAUGUGCGUAGACCGGCUUUAAUACCCCUUGCCGAUCGCCUGGUGGGUAAGCAUAUUAGAAACUCGUUAGCCUACAAUACCACAAAGCCAUUUGUAUUUAAAAAAUAAAACUACAGUCCAGAAAAU